AAACAAGCUUGGUAAUCACCAGAUAGAAAGGCUCCAGUGAGCUAAACAAAACAAAAAUAAGUUGUUUUCCAUGAUAAACUCCCUGAGUUCUGACUAACUGAACUCUUAGUAGAGAAAUGGAGCUCGCUGUUUAUACCGAAGUGCUAAUGGCCCCAAACAUGGCGCCCAGAGGUUGUUUUAUCCGCUCUGAAGUAUCACACUUCAUAGCAACAUUAUCAUGUGAACCCCCGUCUGACCACUGUCCUGAUCCCUGCCACGCCCGCACUUUCCAGCAGUUUACACAGUAACCAGAGCCAGAACAAACCCAGGAGCUAAAAAUACCACCAGUCAACAGUGCGGCUGCUGUGGGACGAGACAGGGGGCUUGGGAGGGUCUUUACAUGGCUGGAGGGACAGACAGCUGAGGACAGAACUCAGAGAGGAAUAAAAACAUCUAGACCAGCCUUUCUCUACUCUCUGAUUCCUUCUUUUUAUCCUUUUCUUGGACGUUUUUUUCUCUACGGAUGAACUUUGCCCUCAGGCCUCGUCCUCCAGCAGGCAGCUCGGGGCCCGGCGCCGGUAGAGGGGCCACCAUGGAGAACCUGGAGAAGCAGCUGAUCUGCCCCGUCUGCCUGGAGAUGUUCUCCAAGCCCGUGGUCAUCCUGCCCUGUCAGCACAACCUCUGCAGGAAGUGUGCCAACGACAUCUUCCAGUCAGCCAACCCUGUGUGGGCGUCCCGCACCUCCUCCAGCUCCUCCAGCUCCUCCUCCAUGGCCUCCAGCGGUGCUCGUUUCCGCUGCCCGUCGUGCCGCCAUGAGGUGGUGCUGGACCGCCACGGGGUCUACGGCCUGCAGAGGAACCUGCUGGUGGAGAACAUCAUCGACAUCUACAGGCAGCAGGAGUCCUCCAGGCUUGUGAACAUGAAGCCAGAGCAGCAGCAGCAGCAGCUGCUGUGUGAAGAACAUGAAGAGGAGAAGAUCAACAUCUACUGUCUGUCCUGUGAGACGCCGACCUGCUCCAUGUGCAAAGUGUUCGGGAAACACAAAGACUGUGACGUGGCGCCGCUCAGCAGCGUUUAUGUGAGACAGAAGAGCGACCUGAGCGACAGCAUCGCUCUGCUGGUUGCCAGUAACGACCACGUGCAGGCCGUCAUCUCUCAGAUGGAAGAAAUCUGCCACGUGGUCGAGGAGAACGGUCGGCGGCAGAGGGAGCAGCUGGCUCACAGCUUUGAGAGUCUGGCGGCCAUCUUGGAUGAGCGGAAGCAGGAGCUGGUGGGUCUGAUCAGCAAACAGCAGGACGACAAACUGAAACGUGUCCGCUCGCUCAUACGGCGGCACGGCGAGCAGCUGGAGACGGCCGUGACGCUGGUGGAGUCGGCCAUCCAGACCAUGGAGGAGCUGCACAUGCCUCUGUUCAUACAGAGCGCCCAGGACAUCCUGGAGAAGAUGGCGGUGACGUCCCGGGCCGGUCACAUGGAGCGUCCGGAGCUCGGUUAUGAGAGUUUGAGCCACUUCGACAUCGACACCGACGACCUCGCCGACAUGCUGAGAAACAUCGAGUUCUGCUCCGGUGUGGGAGACGAUGAAGAAGAAGAAGAUCCUGAAGAAGGUGGAGAAGAGUUGGACCUGGACUUGUCCUCCAGAUUUUGA
This is a messenger RNA of Centropristis striata (black sea bass), 1627 nucleotides long. RefSeq names its product tripartite motif containing 54 (gene trim54). The transcript is spliced from 8 exons. The coding region runs from base 503 to 1627 and encodes 374 amino acids. Gene Ontology annotation, molecular function: zinc ion binding. The record is from RefSeq and is a predicted model, not a curated record. Lineage: Eukaryota; Metazoa; Chordata; Actinopteri; Perciformes; Serranidae.